Anneissia japonica is the source of this 1992-nucleotide messenger RNA. Its product is annotated as unconventional prefoldin RPB5 interactor 1-like. Gene Ontology annotation, biological process: negative regulation of phosphatase activity; negative regulation of transcription by RNA polymerase II. The record is from RefSeq and is a predicted model, not a curated record. Gene Ontology annotation, molecular function: phosphatase inhibitor activity; chromatin binding; transcription corepressor activity. Lineage: Eukaryota; Metazoa; Echinodermata; Crinoidea; Comatulida; Comatulidae. The coding region runs from base 150 to 1358 and encodes 402 amino acids. The transcript has 9 exons.
ACAUAAACAACGUUUUUAUGCCGUGUGUGGUGCUAGCUGGCCUAGGAUCAGCCGGGGAACAGUGAAUUGUUCCCUGGAUCAGCUAGCAGGGCUUAGGCCUAGGUCCUAUCUUUAAGUUUAUCGAAAGCUAAGAGCUUUAUUUGGUUAUUAUGGAUACUUCAAAGAUAACAAGACUCGAAGAAGAGCAAAUUAAAGCUUUUCAAGAUACACUUUCAAAAUUACAACAAUGGGAAACGUUCAAAAAAGAUUAUGAAAUAUUAGAAGAUCGCUUAAAGACCUUACCGGACAAAGUAACGCAUCAAGUGAUGGUGCCGUUCGGGCCUAUGGCCUUUAUGCCUGGACAGUUGGUACACACCAACGAGAUAAAUGUGCUCCUUGGGGAUGACUGGUUUGUGGAGCGAUCUGCAAAGCAGGCGUGCGGCAUAGUACAGAGGAGGAUUAAUCAUGUUCAAGGUAUGAUAAAAGAUCUGCAAAAGCAAAAGGAACUACUGGAGGCUAGACUUGGCUUCACUGCUGACUUCAAGGCAGAAUCAUCUCAGGGGGAAGGGGUCGUAGACAUCAGGGAGGAAUAUGAUGCAGAGAAGGAAGCAAAAUGGAGAGAUGAAAGACAGAAGAAGAGAAAAGCAGCAACUAUGAGCCAGGCAACCCCUAGAAAUAUUAAUGUUGAUCAUAAACCAUCAACUGCAAAAAAUGAAACUCCUGUCGAAGCAAAACCUAGUGGCAGUGUAAAGAAGGAACAGAAGAAAGGUGAUGGUGAAGAGAAAACAGCAAAACAGAAGAGAAUGGAAGAAAUGGAAGCAGCCUUGUUUGCAAGACUUGAUGCUUUGGAAAAACAAGAAGAAGAAUUUGAUGAACUAGCAAUGUUGUCGGAUUUUGAUGAAAAUGAGGAUUAUGAUGAGGAUGACGACGAUUCCGAUGAUGAAGAUGAUACACCUGUGGGUGAUACCAAAAAGAAACGCGUUCAAUGGAAAGAUAGCAGUCAAGGUGAAGAGAGGCAAGAUUUAACCAAAAUUACAUUCCAACACAGUAAACUAACUACAACAGAGGCUCAUCAAAGUUCAGAAACAGAUGCAGAAAAGCCUGGUCAAGGAGUCAUCCAGUCACCUCGUGAUCUGUACAAUCUGGUCCAGACCUCAAAAGAUGGAGAGAAAUCAUCAUCUGCAGUUAGGUCUAUAUUGAAGAAGCAGAGUAGCUAUGGUGAACUUGUAUUUACUGGCUCUGUAGUUGAACGAAUACCUGUGCCGUCAACCGAGUCAUCAAAAGUGCUGCCAAAAUCUUCAUUACUAGAACCAUCAAAUCAACCCCCAGCGACUAAAAGAGUUUCAAAAUUCAAAGCAGCUCGUCAAGCAAAGCGAUAGCAGCAGCUAAAAGUAUUACCUUCCUUAGUUCUCAACCUUUCUCAAAUUGGGGUUCAUUCUAUAAAUCUCUCAAAGUGUAACCACCUCAGCCUCACCAUGUUUGGGGCUGAGGUGAAGAUUUGGAAAUGACACCGCCAGAUCAGUGGCGUAAUGAUGAGACACAGGGCCUGGGGCGUGAAAGGGAAUUUACAUGGUAUAAAAGAAGUAUUGUCAUGUGAGUUUUCCAUGACGUUCUUGAGUUAAAAACCAGCAAUUACAUUGUUUUAAUUUGUUAGUUUUAGGCGUCAUCUACUAGACUGUAAUGCCAUAGCUCUGUUAGGAGUGCUGUGCAACAGUAGUUGAAGGGGCCCCUCUGUCAAAUGGGGGAUGCAAGAUCCCAUAGGUUUUAUGCCACUGCUGUAGGUGCUCAGAAAUGGCACUCUAAUACAUAACUAUGCCUUUUUUUUGUUUUGUUUUUAAUAUUCAUUUGACAUUAAGGAGUUUUAAUUAACAAAAAUAUUUUAACUCCACACCCACUAAAGACAAACAUAAACCCUUUUUAUGGGAUACAGUAUACAAUACUGUAUAGUUUUUUUGUUGUUACUGGAAUACAUUUUCUGUCUACUCUAAUAAAAAACCUUAAAUAACAUAAAAU